AUGGCUUCAUCGGCGUCGCUGAAGGACCUCUCAAAGGCGAUCGUUGCCUACCUCUCGCAGCCAACCCCUUCUCUUCCCGACGACUUAGUACAGACCAUCGACUCCUACCUCCGCCGACACCAGAAGCAAGAUGACGCUGCAGCCGAUCGUCUGCAGGAGGAGCUGUUCUCCGUCUUUGACAAGCACGUCAAGGAUAGGCCUACCGCUUUUGCACCCUUCUUGAUCCUCCUUCGGCAGUUUCUGCCUGUACUUCGGACUCCCGAGCGCAUCUUUGCAUGGUGGGAUUCUUGUUCCGCACUUCUGUCCAAGUCCUCUCCUGAAAAGGGUGUCGUGGAAGAAUCACUAGCCAACAUCAUGGAAAUCAUCGCCGUUGCGGAAGAGGAUCAUGAUGUAUCUGAGGCUGACCUUGCUUCCAACCCGCUUAUCGAUCGGUUGUUCACAGGAUGGAUGGAGAAAUUAUACCCCUCAGUAUCUGAAGCUCUAACACACCUGGAACCAAACGAAAGAAUAACGCGGGAAGCUCUCGUGCAGUUUGGAAAGAAGCACCCCAAGGUUAGUCAUACCCAAUACCAUACUCGUAGCCUAGCUGACUUGAGCAAGGAACUGUUUACAGCUCUGGACCGUUACUUUGUCAAGAAACAAUACCGCAAAGCUGUCUUGCGGUUCUUGGGUGACUACCUUCAGAGCCAACCCCCUCAUCUCCAUCAAAUCUUACAAACCCCUCUAUUUGCCGAUAUAAUGAAGUGUCUGCAACAGGACAGCUCGACAACUAUUGUGUCAGCUGCACUAACAGUUCUUACGAUGCUUCUGCCUCAAAUGCCCAGUUCGCUCGUUCCACAUCUGCCUACGCUAUUCAAUAUUUAUGCCAGGUUGCUAUUUUGGUCACGAGAGCAAGCUGGAAUAAUUGAGCCCCAACCAGAGGAUGCAGAUUCGACUGGCUGGGAGAAAUGUGGUUACGAAGCUGAGGUCGAUGACCACCCUAUAUAUCAUCUUCUCAGCUACUAUACUAUCCUCUAUGGUCUAUAUCCCAUCAAUUUCAUGGACUAUAUCCGCAAGCCCCAGAGAUAUUUACGCCACGCCAACGUGGCCAAUGCUAACGACAUGGAAGUACAACCAACAGAGAUUCGGGACCAGUCAGAAAGGUUUCGUCGGUGUCAUUUGCUACACCCCAACUUCUUCACUCUUACAAUCGAUUCAGAAAAGACAGAUUUUGGUCGUUGGAUAAAAAGCGAGGCAUCAGAGGUUGUUGCUGAGUGCAUGGCGUUGUGCAUUCUGUCAGAAUCAGAUCCAUCUGUAGGCCACAAUUUGUCCACUCCAGAGGCUUGUCCAUCGAACGAGGACCAUACCAGAGAACUCCAGGAUCCAUCAAACCCUAAGACAACAGCUGAGGCUACUGGUGGUUAUCGUUUGCCCACAUCUGCAAGUAUGGAGUCUAUCGCGAGUAGUCGUCGGCCUUCUGCUCUAAUUCGACGGGGAUCUCAGUCCAGCCUCCCCUCUACUCGAGACUCCAUAGAUGCCAGGAUACGAGAGCCGAGUGUCGAUAGUCCAACCCUGGGACCUCAUCUUAUCCAGUCAUCAUCUCAUACACAGCUGCAAGAUAUGAUCCAGUCGAAUAAAGCUAUCAAAUCCGGUCUGCAUCAGUCUUUGGCCAACGACAGUGUCCCAUCGCUUUCACUCAGUAACCAAGACUCCAUUGCAGACCGACUCGGCCCAUCGCUGUCGGGCGCACCCCCAAAUAUUAGCACUCCUCUCUCUUUGACCGAGACGAAUACGCAAGUAUCUCAUCUACAGCGUCAGAUUCUGUUGCUUCAGAACGAUCUCAACUUCGAAAGAUAUCUGAAGCAGCAGCAUAUGGCACAUAUUGGUGACUUGCGAAGGCGCCACAUGGAAGAGGCGGUAACUGAAGCGGAAACUCAGAAUCUCUUGAUCACGAAUCGCAAUCUGAAGCAUCGAUUCGAAGAAGCCAAGAAGGCCGAAAUGCAGGUCCGGAGGGACUCGGAAAAGAGCCGUGCCCUGGCGAAGAAGUGGGAGGCCGAUCUUUCUACCAAGCUUAAGAAGCUGCGUGACGAAUCGAAGAAACUCAAGUCAGACUAUGAAACUCUUCAAAAGGAGCUGGAGAAUUCAACGGCAGAACGUGACAAGUUGCGCGUGCUCCUGUGUGAGGCUGAGGUUAAGGAGGUGAAUUGGAAGCAGAACAUGCAGUCGAUCGAGCUUCACAGCGCUGAGAUUGACCGGUUAAAGAGCGAAGUGGCCAGGCUUACAAUAGUAGAGCGUGAUUACCAGGCCAAGGAACUAGAGCAACAGCGAGCAAUCGCUGCUGCUGCAGGAGCUGAGAGUAAGGUUGAGGAAUUGAAUCUGCAACUCGCUAGUCGCGAAGGCGAAAUAGAGCGUACCCGGAAGUUGUUUCAGGGUCAAAUCGCAGCACUCCAAACAAAGCUAUCUGAGGCCCUAGAGGAUUUUAGGACUCGACCAACUCGAGGUGGAAAGGAGGCGAUCGAGUCAAUGCUCGCAGCAAGCCGAGAGAAACAGGCCGAGCUACAAAGACAGUGCGAUCUUCUGACUCGCAAGUACACGGCGCUACAAUCAUCUCUUCUGGAUAUGAAGACAGAGAUAAAGCCCAGUCACCUCAGGAUCGAGACAUCAAACAUGUCGGAAGCUGAGCAGGGGUCUUUUUCUGUAUCAACAAGCCCAGUGAUGAUGAAGACGAGACCGCCCCGCGUUCUAUCGAAUCCUGAUGCUGGAGAAGGCGCUGCCUUCAACGUGACGCCGCCUCUGGGCCACAGGCCCGAGGGUGCAAUAUCGCCAAAAUCCGGGGGUUGGGCGCAUCCUCCCGGGUCACCGGAUACUUCGUCUCUGUCAAUGAGUCCAGAUACUCUACGUUUUGGACGCGGAGAAGCAGGACGGUUACUUGCGAGAAGUCACUCGGACCUGUUUGCUAGUGCAACGCAGAACCGACUCCGAAAGGAGUCCAAGGACAAGGGAAAGGACGAAGCGAGUGCCAAGAAGGAUAAGAAGCCGUCGGCGUUGAGAGGAAUUCGAGGAUUUAUGUAUGAAUGA
Fusarium coffeatum is the source of this 3057-nucleotide messenger RNA. RefSeq lists its product as uncharacterized. Bases 1 to 3057 code for a protein of 1018 amino acids. The transcript is spliced from 2 exons. Gene Ontology annotation, cellular component: TSC1-TSC2 complex. Gene Ontology annotation, biological process: negative regulation of TOR signaling; regulation of cell cycle. NCBI's taxonomy places the organism in Eukaryota, Fungi, Ascomycota, Sordariomycetes, Hypocreales, Nectriaceae. The record is from RefSeq and is a predicted model, not a curated record.